AUGUCCCUCUCGACCAGUGGCUUCCGAACCGUCCAAGCAAACGAAAGCAAGACUUUCUCAGUGCCUCCUCUUGACGGUUCUUUUGUUCUUCACCAACUUUACGAUUACCACGGUGAACACUCUAAAAAUCAUCCCCUUUAUAUAUACGAGGCAGACGCAGGAAAAGUACGAACAAUAUCUUGGUCAGAGGCACAGCGUGGAAUUCAUAGAGCACAAGUAUAUGCAACUGAACAACUUGGAGAUACAAUUACAUUUCAAUGUUUUUUGCUUGGCCUUAUGCGAGCAGGGAUCCAGCCGUUUCCAAUAUCGAUUCGCAAUUCAGCAAUUGGAGUUGCAAAUAUGCUUCAACAGACAACUGCAUGUCACAUUUUCGUCAGUGCAGAUGAUGCUAUGCAGAAGGUUUGCAGGUCUGCUUUAGAAGAAAUUGGCUCCGGUUUAUCAGAAUACAAACUCAAAAGCGAUGGUCCAACCCUACUUUCUACAUAUAGCUCUCUGAUCACUGCCCUGACAUUUAAUUUGUACAUAGGCUCCACAGCAUUUCCAAAACUUAGACAUCUAACUCAUAGAAUCCUUUUACAAAUGGCACGCUCGCCUUGGUUCGGAGAGCGCGACAUACACUGCGAGACGAUGGCACCUGCCACCGGGAUGCGUCUCUCGGUCUUUAGGCCAACGCAACCUCCUAUUGGACUGACUCCCGCAAGUCAACUGGCUAGCUGCAUAGCUACCGGAGUAACGCUUUUAUUCGGAAUACCUCACUUUAUGGAGGAGUGGAGUUCUCAGCCAGAAAGUGUCAAAAUACUUAAGAAGCUUAAUGGAAUUGUAUUCGGAGGAGCACCUCUGAGUAAGGCAGUCGGUGACGUCCUUGAAUCGGAAGGUGUUCCCUUGUGGCAUAUUUAUGGAGCAACGGAAAUGGGUGUCGUCACAAGAUGCAUGCCAAAGGAAUCACAACAGUUUGGUUGGGAGUAUUUCUUCUUUUCUCCUCAUGUGGAACCUGUACUCGUUCCUCAGAGUGAAGUCACCGACUCAGAAGAGCACGUUUUUGAACUAGUAACGAAUCCAGGACCUAUGGGUUUGUGCUACAUACAAACAUGUAUCUCAUAUAGUAAUACUUACACGAUCAAAGAGCAUAUUAUUACUCGUAGCCCGCUUGUAGUGAAUGCACUCAUGUUUGGGCGUGGCAGAUUCCAGAAUGGAGUGAUUUUAGAGCCAAAGAUGCCAUUCAGUGUUAAAGGAGAAGAUGGUGGAAAAUUGCUGGAGCAGUUCAGGAACGAUAUCUGGCCAUACGUCGAAAAGGCAAAUGCAUUUGCUCCAACGCACUCGAGAAUCUUCAAAGAGGUACUGAAUUUCCUUUCGAAUAUGACCUUUUUGUUAAAGUACUCGGUUCAGAUGAUCAUUGUGACGGAUCCGUCAAAGCCGUUUGAAUACACUCCGAAGGGUAACCCAAGGCGGCACGUCUCAGUGACCCUGUACGAGAAGGAAAUCAAUGAGCUGUACGAAACAGUCUCCGCACAAGGCAGCAGUGGACCGUCACCUCCAGUAACUUGGGAUGAAGUCUCUACAAUGGAGUACGUACGAAUGUUAGUUGGACAAACUCUCAGGAACGCAGUGAGAGACGACGACAAUCUAUUUGAAUUUGGCUGUGAUAGGUGCGUUUUCAUAGUUUAA
Fomitiporia mediterranea MF3/22 is the source of this 1665-nucleotide messenger RNA. RefSeq names its product acetyl-CoA synthetase-like protein. The transcript is spliced from 11 exons. The coding region runs from base 1 to 1665 and encodes 554 amino acids. The record is from RefSeq and is a predicted model, not a curated record. NCBI's taxonomy places the organism in Eukaryota, Fungi, Basidiomycota, Agaricomycetes, Hymenochaetales, Hymenochaetaceae.